AUGUCUAAUUAUUGUGUUAGUAAAGCUUUUGUAGCUUUUCGAGGUCGUCCUCGUUUUCUUUUUUGCCCUAAAGCUAUGUCUUUGGCCGAUGGUGGUGGUUUACAAAACUUUAAUCUAAUAGCCAUUCCAAUGACAUCAACCACAACAACAAUCGUCUGGUUCAACAACAAAACAGCAACAUCCUUUUAUUCGAAAAUAUCUUCACGUCUUACUACCGAUGAUGAUGAAGAUAGUUUUGGACUUCAUGAUGAUGAUAAUGAUUAUGCUGAUACAGGUAGUGAUGAAGAAUUACAUACAUCUAAUAAUCAAAAUACAAUACGUCGUGCAACAUCAUCAGCUGAAUGGCCAACAAAAGUCUUUGCAGCUGAUUGUGUACAAAAAUUAAUAAAUUAUUUUGAGCAAACAUCAUUAUCAAAUUUACAUUUUGAUUAUAUAUCUUCUAAAGAACGUCUUCGUAUAUAUUCAAAUGAAGAUUAUCUUGUUAUACAUUUAAAUACAUUAAUUAAAUUUUCAUUUAUAUCAUGUACAUCAACAAAUAUUGAUUUACCAGGUCAUUUUAUCCUUGAACAAUAUCAAGCACAAGUUGGUGCUGCAUUACGACCAGUUUUUUCACAAGAUACGUCAUCACAUGUAACAGCACAAGCAUGUGAUGUAUGUACUGGAGGGAAAACGCUGACUUUUGUACUUGAAGUUAUUCCACGCUACUUUAAAGUAGCUUAAAAGAGUUCAAAGUAGCCUAAAGUAGUUCAAGUGGCCGAAAGUACUGUAAAGUAGCUUAAAGUGUUCAAAUUCGUGAAAGUAUUUCUAAGUACCAAACGUAAUUGAAAGUACUUCGAUGUACUUGAAUUUACGUUUUAAUACUUUAAGCUAUUUCUAAGUACUUUGGGCUAAUUUCUACUUUGCUAUACUUUUCUACUCCAAGUAUGCUCCCCCCCCCCCCCCUCGUUUAGGUAAUACAUGGCUUUCAACGGCGGUUCCCCAUUAGUUGAU
Messenger RNA from Rotaria sp. Silwood2, 990 nucleotides. The record is from the annotation of a GenBank genome assembly. Lineage: Eukaryota; Metazoa; Rotifera; Eurotatoria; Philodinida; Philodinidae.